GUCGAUGUGCUCACUCGUGCCAAGGCUCUUGGCUUUUGAUCCGGUCAUCUCGCUAGUGGGUGCAAUUGUGUUGGCGGGUUGGUCAACAGGUGGUUGGGUUGAAGGCCGGCCGUGCUGCUGAUCUUGGCUUGCAGUGGAUCGACCGAUCUCAAAGCCAAGUAUGCUUGCGAUUGGAACCAGGGCUGCCUCAGCAGCGCGGCGGGUGAAUAGCUUCAGCGCGAGCAGGCAACAUGCCGUUCACGCCGGCCUGGUGGAUCGAUUUCAGCGAUCGCACGACUACUUGCGCAUCUCCCUGACAGAGCGGUGCAAUCUGCGUUGCCAGUAUUGCAUGCCUGAAGACGGCAUUAAGCUCACCGCUUCGGAAAGGCUCAUCUCUUUUGAGGAGCGCCAGCAGCUCGCCGCGCUCUUUGGUCGCAUGGGGGUGACAAAGUUUCGGCUAACCGGAGGCGAGCCCUUGGUCUACCCACGUCUGGUCGAAGUAGUCGAGUCUCUCAAGGCCCUGCCAAACACAACAGAAGUGAACAUGACCACCAAUGGCGUGACUCUUGAACGCAAACUGCCUGCCUUAAAGGCUGCUGGCCUUGACGGUCUCAACAUCAGCUUGGACACCAUGGAUCCUCACCUCUUCCAGAUCAUCACCCGUCGCAAGGGGCACGAUCGCGUGCUUGGGGCGAUUCGGGCGGCUCAGGAGCUGGGGUUUGGUGCCGUCAAAGUGAAUGUCGUCAUUACUCGCGGCCUCAACGAUCAGGAGCUCUUACCCUUUGUGGAAUGGACUCGUGACAACGACGUGGAUUGCCGCUUUAUUGAGUAUAUGCCCUUUGAUGGCAAUCGCUGGAACUUUGACAAACUUGUGACCUACCAGGACAUGCUUGAGACGAUUCAGACUCACUAUCCGUUGCAACGGCUCAAAGAGGGACCCAACUCCACCUCCAAGUUGUGGCAGGUAGAUGGGUUUCGAGGGCGCAUUGGCUUUAUCACCUCGAUGACCAACCACUUUUGUGGCUCGUGCAACCGUUUGCGACUGACAGCUGAUGGCAAUCUGAAGGUGUGCUUGUUUGGGAGCGAAGAGGUGUCCUUGCGCGAUGUUUUGCGAAGUGGCGCAUCCGAGGAAGAGCUGAUGAGUGUGAUUGGCAAGGCCGUGAUGCGCAAACAUGCGCGGCAUGCUGGCAUGUUUGCCAUCGCUGAGAGUAACAAUCGUCCCAUGACGACCAUCGGCGGGUAGCAGGCCCUCGGCAACUGGGGAGCAUCUGUGGUGGAAGGUGCUCUCUGACCGGUCUGGGUCUGGGUCUGGGUCCGGGCUGAGCACGGACGCCGCCCCCCAAGGUGAGCCAUGGGCGUCGAGUCCGUGGCUUCAUCCACCUCUUUACACCCAACCAGCACGUUCCACCAUGGCAUAUUCGGCCUUUCACACGGAGCAGCGGCUGCAGCCAUCCCCUGGGCGAUUCAUGCAUACGAGUUGUCAGCGCAGGCAGGACUCACGAGACUCAGUGGCCAUCCCUACACAUGUGGAUGCUGAAACGCAGCGGCCGGCCAUGGUUGAUGUGGGUGAUAAGGUCGAAACGAAUCGGGUGGCCGUUGCUACCGCAGUUGUGACGAUGAACGCUGCUGCAGCGAGCAUGCUAGCUCAUGGUCGCAACCAUAAGGGAGCGAUCUUGGACACCGCUCAACUUGCAGGCAUCAUGGGCGCCAAGCGCACCAGCGAGCUGAUUCCCUUGUGCCACAACAUCCCCAUUGCCAGUGUCAAGCUUGUCUUUGAUUCGGAUGGAGCCGAUUCAACUACACCAGGCGUGCGCUUGUUUGCCUACGUGCGAUCUUUGACCCCGACAGGGGUGGAGAUGGAGGCACUGACGGCUGUGGCCACGGCUGCCUUAACAGUUGUGGACAUGCUUAAAGCAGUCGAUAAGCAUAUGGUCAUCAGCGAUCAAAAGUUGCUUUUGAAGCUUGGCGGUCGCUCAGGACGCAUUGAGCAUGCGGAUUGGGCUCGCCAGCGAGCCCGAUUACCCGAGAGCUGGCGGAGUUUGUAAAGGAAUAAAUCGAUCAUAAAUCUUG
This is a messenger RNA of Monosiga brevicollis MX1, 2049 nucleotides long. RefSeq lists its product as uncharacterized. The transcript is spliced from 7 exons. Gene Ontology annotation, biological process: Mo-molybdopterin cofactor biosynthetic process. The record is from RefSeq and is a predicted model, not a curated record. Gene Ontology annotation, molecular function: 4 iron, 4 sulfur cluster binding; metal ion binding; cyclic pyranopterin monophosphate synthase activity. Lineage: Eukaryota; Choanoflagellata; Craspedida; Salpingoecidae. The coding region runs from base 161 to 1222 and encodes 353 amino acids.